Molecule: messenger RNA, 696 nt
Organism: Dissoconium aciculare CBS 342.82
Lineage: Eukaryota; Fungi; Ascomycota; Dothideomycetes; Mycosphaerellales; Dissoconiaceae
Exons: 2
Coding region: 1-696 (231 amino acids)
Source: RefSeq, a predicted model, not a curated record
AUGCCGUCAGACAACUCCUCUGCCGGCACUCCACUCGCGCCCAGCGUCGAAAUGGCCUACUACCGCAAAUGUAUCGCGCUGAAGCGCCGCCUCACCGCCGUCGAAUCAGCCAACGACCAAGCCAAACUCCGCCGCGUCCGCCUCGACCGCGCCGUGAUGAAAAUGCGCCUGGAACGCGCCUACCUCCUGGACGAGCUACGCCGCCGCAUGGACCUGGACGUCGAAAACAGCGACGGCAGCGACGACGAGGGCAUGGCCACGCCGCCACAGGACCGUCCACAGAGGGACAAGCGCAGGAAAACCGGGACCGCGGCAGGCACACCCGCGGCGGCGGGCGCGAAACAGGAAAAUGGCAGCGCGGACGAUACCCAGAGUCAGUCACAGACCCAGCACCAGCAACAGACGCCGCUCCCGGGAAACCCGUAUGCGCGACAGAGGCGGGCGGGCUCAUCACACCGGAGUAACGGGCGCGACCGGAGUCGCGGCGCGGGCAAGGACGAUGGGAACGCUGGUGGUGAAGACGUCGAGAUGGGCGAAGAGGAAGGCGGCGAGGACGGCGAGGAGGCUGUUGAGGCGGCGGCGGCGGCGCCGAAAUCGCGGGGCGGAUCGCGGUCGAGGAGAGGGCAGGUCUCGGAGGGAGCGCGAAGUUCGGCGGGCAGAUCGGCGGGCUUCGCGGCGGUCAAUGGGGAUGAUUGA